AUGAAGAAAAAAUCCAUACCGUGGAAAAUUUACUUGAAUUUUUGUAUUCAAAUUUGCAACCAGCUUAAAAAGCUUGAAAUUGAAUGGAAACAACCACAAAGUGAUAUCUCACUUAUUAACUGGUUUAUAACAAAUAAAACUGAAGGGACAGUAGACUUAUUAAAAAGAGGUGAAGAGCCAACAGUGAAAGACUAUAAUUUAAUGAUUUCUAAGGCAGUAGAAGAUGGAAUGUUACACGUUGUAGGUUCAUAUUUAGAUCCAAUUGAUGGGAGUAAUGUCAGGUUAUUAAGCAUUGAUAAAUUUUUUUUCCCUGAAAUUUGGCUUUAA
Messenger RNA from Cryptosporidium ubiquitum, 327 nucleotides. RefSeq lists its product as uncharacterized. The transcript has 4 exons. Bases 1 to 327 code for a protein of 108 amino acids. NCBI's taxonomy places the organism in Eukaryota, Apicomplexa, Conoidasida, Eucoccidiorida, Cryptosporidiidae. The record is from RefSeq and is a predicted model, not a curated record.